This is a messenger RNA of Xenopus laevis (African clawed frog), 1724 nucleotides long. RefSeq names its product SPRY domain containing 7 S homeolog (gene spryd7.S). Lineage: Eukaryota; Metazoa; Chordata; Amphibia; Anura; Pipidae. The record is from RefSeq and is marked provisional.
UAGCGCUGGGUGAGAACGAGGGCAACAAGCCAGGGCUGUAAAUGACAGCGGAUUCAGCCCAUAUUCCCGCGCAGAUACAUUGGCUGCCAGCGAGAGGCACAAACGGCUUCUCCAGCUUGACUUCUAUUCACUGUCCGUUGUUCCGCCAGCUGAUUCCAUUGAACAUCUCUGCCGCUAGAGGUCGCUGUUCUCUGGCAAAGUCUUCUGGGUUAGCAGCGGCCGUGCGUCUGUUCAGCUGGGGAGGGGGCGGAGUCCGCAGUCGCUUCCUGGCCAAGCAUGGCGAAUGUGCUGUGCUGCUUCAGGUGCUGUGUGGACGAUGCCUCUGGGCACAUUCCGCUCAAGGAGAUGCCGGCAGUACAGCUGGACACGCAGCACAUGGGAACGGAUGUUGUAAUCGUCAAAAAUGGCAGGCGAAUCUGUGGCACAGGGGCCUGUCUUGCCAACGCACCUCUUCAUCAGAACAAAAGCUAUUUUGAGUUUAAAGUACAAUCUACAGGUAUAUGGGGCAUUGGCGUUGCAACACAAAAAGCAAAUUUGAACCAAAUUCCACUAGGACGCGAUGUCCAUAGCCUAGUCAUGAGAAACGAUGGGACCAUUUACUAUAACAAUGAGGAAAAGAACAGUCUGCCAGCAAACGGUUUACCCCAAGAGGGUGAUGUUGUGGGCAUUUCAUAUGAUCAUGUAGAAUUAAACAUCUAUUUAAAUGGAAAAAAUAUGCACUGUCCAGCUUCUGGUAUCAGAGGGACUGUCUACCCUGUUGUUUAUGUUGACGACAGCGCAAUUUUGGACUGCCAGUUUAGCGAGUUUUAUCACACCCCUCCAGCUGGAUUUGAGAAGAUUCUCUUUGAGCAGCAGAUUUUCUAAAGACUGGACUCCUUCUGCAGUCACACAGCUUGGUCCUCACUACCUAAAACUGCAAGAUAUAUACUGUAAUGUUCUUUUUGUCUCCCUUAUGGCACAGGAUUUUCAGGGGUGUGUGAGAGUAUUUAAUAAGGUGUUGACGUCCUUUUGAUGGGCCUCCUCUAUCUGCUCAUACCCUAACUUCUAUUCCCGCCCCCACUACAAAAGGGUUUCUGGGCAGCUGUUGCAUAUCUACAUGUAAAUAUAAAAUACUAAGUGCAUUUCCUUUCCAUGUGCAGUAUUAUUUGUGAUUUUAUUUAUUUUACAAUAUUUUUUUUUGCCGAGCUCAGAGCCCUCCUCGUGAAAUAAACGAGUGAUUAUAAUGCUUAGCUUCCUACAGAAUUACUGUACAGAGACUCUGCACUAACACUAUGACACUUCAAACCCUUUCAUGCCAAGGGGGUGUGCGAUGCAUUCAAUAACCUAAAAACUCUCCCAAUUGCUUUUUCUUUUUUGAAGCAGUGUGUCUUUUGUCUGUGAUUAAUUCCCAGAGUGCCUUAUGGUACAUUUUUGCUACUGACAAAAAAAAAAACUGCAUGUUUGUUCUGCCACACUGAUACUGAUCAGUGGGUUUCCUCCAUAUAACAACCAUGGUGUGCCUGCUUGGGUGCUUAUGGGGUACAUACUUAUGAUGGACCUUUUAUUAUCCUCACACUUUGUUAAAUAAUAUUGUGCACACUUCAGAUGUAGAAUUCUGCACUUUCGUCGUCGGCAGCAUUUCUCGUGUGUCGUGACAAAAUUCAGCUUUGUGUUUCAAAAACUCCUAUUUAUGAUCGAGCCUUCCUACCUGAAUUCUGUGAAUCUUGGGCACUAAAAAAAAAAAA